CUGAGGUGUUGAGGCUGUUCAGUCCAUACCCUGCUCGAGGUGUACAACGGAGGACAACACCACCAGCCAUCAGUUCAAAAAAAAUUAAAAAGUCCACUUACACACACCUUUUCUUUUGUUUGGCAAAAAGAAAGAGAUGUGAUGUCCCAAGUCCCUCAAUGAAAAGAGCACUCGAAAAGGCAGGAUUGGGUGAAAGGAAAAUCACAUUCCCAGAUCGAUACUGCAGUGCAACUGAAUUUUCCAAUCAUCUACAGUUGAACUUUCCACAUCUUAAGGACUGUGGUGGGUUUCAACUCUUGCGAAGCCGUGGUUCUACAAGGUCCAAGGUCUUGGACGUCAUUACCUGUCCACAGGAAGGAUACACUCCAGAGCUCCUCUGCAAUAAAGAACUUGGAGUUGGGGCAGCUGUGAUUUACAUAAGACCACUCCAAAAAGAUAUUGACCUAGAGAAUCCUCUCAGUGUGACACCCACUUCUCAGACAAAUGGACCAAUGGUGGAAUGCAUUUACUGUGCAGAAAUAUUUUGCCUUUCUGAGAUUGAGAGUCACGUCGACUGCUGUGAAAAAAAAAGUCAUUCAGAGUCAAAUGAUGAAGAAACAGAGAAUACGGCUUCAGGAAGUCCAGAAACAAGCCAAGCAGGAACUUCAGCUUCUGCUAGCUCAUCAAGAAGCCUAAAUGAAACUGAAGAAAACAAAAGUAGUAGCUCUGAAGAGUGGACAACAGAGCCUGAUGUUCUCAAGGCAGCAAACAUAUUCAAACGUCAAUUGCUCAACAGUGCAGAACUCAAGCCAGAGUUGGUUGCAAGGCUUGAUCUUAGAUCUACAGAAGAAGAUCGUGAAAGGGAAAUCCUGACUUUCUACAAAAAGCCAGGAAUUGACUGGGCAAGGCCAUUUUCUGUUAUACUGGGUG
This is a messenger RNA of Austrofundulus limnaeus, 909 nucleotides long. RefSeq lists its product as uncharacterized. Gene Ontology annotation, molecular function: ubiquitin-protein transferase activity. The record is from RefSeq and is a predicted model, not a curated record. Lineage: Eukaryota; Metazoa; Chordata; Actinopteri; Cyprinodontiformes; Rivulidae.